AUUCAUAACAAACAAAAUCAUCUCAAUGAAAUAAUAUUUAACAAAACAAGUGUAAGUAUUAAAUAGACUGUCAAAUGUUGAUUCUAGUCAAUUUCCUCGCAGUAUUAAACAUUUGUAGUGGAUGGUUAGUAAAUGUUGAUCCACACACGGAUGAGUGUUAUUAUGAAAAGAUAGAUGCUGGGAAGAAAGCCAAUUUGGUAUUUCAAGUUACUGAAGGUGGAUUUUUGGACGUAGACAUCACCAUAUUUGGUCCUGACAAACGUUUAAUCUAUUCGGGUACAAGGGAAACCAACGGAAAGUUCACAUUUGCUGCUUAUAAGACAGGGCAUUACCAGUUCUGCUUUAGUAACCAGAUGUCUACAUUGACGCCGAAGAGUGUACAGUUCGAUGUCUCCUUGGGGGACAGUGUAGACUGGCAAGCCGAGGACAAUAGCAACACUAGCAUCGCCUUACACUCUGCUGAACUAGCGAAGGGACUCUGGGGCGUCUACAGAGAGCAGGAGUACAUCAUCACUCGUAUGAAAAUGCACCAUCUGAUCAACGAACACACUAACACCGUCGUGAUGAGGUGGUGUCUCUUUGAAGUGAUGCUGAUCGUGACCGUUAUAGGUUUUGAGGUUUGGUACAUCACCAGAUUCUUUGAGGUUAAAAGAGUCGUGUAACACAGCUGAUCAAUAAAGUGUUGAAACUUG
Macrosteles quadrilineatus (aster leafhopper) is the source of this 692-nucleotide messenger RNA. Its product is annotated as transmembrane emp24 domain-containing protein 2-like. The record is from RefSeq and is a predicted model, not a curated record. Gene Ontology annotation, biological process: Golgi organization; endoplasmic reticulum to Golgi vesicle-mediated transport; intracellular protein transport. NCBI's taxonomy places the organism in Eukaryota, Metazoa, Arthropoda, Insecta, Hemiptera, Cicadellidae. The coding region runs from base 75 to 662 and encodes 195 amino acids. Gene Ontology annotation, cellular component: endoplasmic reticulum; COPII-coated ER to Golgi transport vesicle; endoplasmic reticulum-Golgi intermediate compartment. The transcript has 2 exons.